AUGCAAGACGGCGAAUUCUUCGACCACGGCAACCGACAUCCCCUCGGGCGUGCCAUGUUUGUCUUUGAACAGGGGACAGAACACUUCAACGGAUUCCCUGAAACAGAUUUGAAUUCUAGCUUAUUUCCAGGUGCGAAACUACCGGAUUUUGUGAGCAGACUCCGAGGGCAGAUCCAAAUCGGACCCAAGCAGGCUGAACCUGACAACAUAUAUAAACCCCUCGAGAACAUCUUUACUACCUGGUUUCUAAGCGACAGUAAGGCAAACAAGCCCCAUUCAAUUGGCUUGUUCCAGAACAUCACAAAUCCUCACCGAAAAGUCAAGGAAGAUUUCAGAACUGCUUUGAAAGGAUACGUAGACAUUCUCGGGCCGAGCGAAUUUGGGGAUCAGGAUAUGAACUAUUUCCCCAUCCGGCGAGCAAUUCUGCUUCGAAGCAUGCUUGAGAGGAUUUUCAAGUUUGCGAAAGGAAAACCAAUUGAAAUGGAUACUGGCGUCCGCAAUGCACUGUUGUUCACUCCCACCGUCCUACAUGGUGCUCGUUCCCUGGAGUCAAUUCUGUCCAUGAGCAAACUGAAAGCAGGAAAACUCAUUACGGUGGAAGAUAUCUGCGCAAAGAGUCAGCGCAUGUUGCAUGUGAAGGAUCCGGAAUUUGAGGAAUACUUGACCGGUCAGAACUCCGCCCCGGAUCCCUCACGCAAUGAGCAGCAUUAUGCUUGGAUUUAA
Molecule: messenger RNA, 723 nt
Organism: Aspergillus welwitschiae
Lineage: Eukaryota; Fungi; Ascomycota; Eurotiomycetes; Eurotiales; Aspergillaceae
Exons: 1
Coding region: 1-723 (240 amino acids)
Source: RefSeq, a predicted model, not a curated record